This is a messenger RNA of Oryctolagus cuniculus (rabbit), 1027 nucleotides long. Lineage: Eukaryota; Metazoa; Chordata; Mammalia; Lagomorpha; Leporidae. The record is from RefSeq and is a predicted model, not a curated record.
AUAGAUUUCAAGUUACAUAUAAUUGUAGUUUUAUAUAAAAUAUAUUUUAUGGCCUGACACAAAAAUAUUUUAACUUUAUCUAUGAUUAUAAUCCCAAGUAAUCAUCACCAUGUUCUUUUAUACCUAGAAUUAUAGGAUAUGAUCAUAAUUAAGUGAUCUUUUAAGUCAUUUAUGUUGUUAAUUUUGUAAUGUGGAUUGAAGCUUUUCAGAAGUGUCCUAAAUGCACAACACAGGAUAAGGAAAACACAAAAGAAAAGAACACAUCCUCAGUACAGCUGGAAGAUCAUUCAGUGGUGCUGUCCGGUAGAGAACAAGCCUGUGGCUUCUUGCAAGGAAGACACUUUUGUUGUGGAAGAAACUGCUACUAUUUUUCUAAAAAAGAAGAAACAUGGGAGGAGAGCAGGAAUUUAUGCCGGAACAUGGAUUCUAGCCUUGUGAAGAUUGAUGACAUCCAGGAACUGAAUUUCAUUCAAUCACACAUCAAAUACACUUACUGGAUUGGAUUAUACCAAAAAGAAGAUAAAAAUGAGUGGAAGUGGCGGGACAACACGAAACUUGCUCAACAACUGACUUUCCGUCAAUCAAAUAAAGUGGGUGAAAAAUGUGGAUGCCUGAAGCCACAAUACAUUAAUAAUGCUGAUUGUUCAAGAUCUUUUCCUUACAUAUGUGAGAAGAAUAAGCCCUUCUUCAAUAAUUAGUACAACCUUUAUGGAUAGCAGUAUGGAGAUUCCUCAAAAGACUGAAAAUGUUUCUGCCACAUGACUCAGCCAUCCCUCCUCUAGGAAUAUAUCCUGCAGUAACAAAGUCCACAAGGAAAGAGAUACCUGCAUUCCCAUGUUUACAGCAACCCAAUGUUUAACAGCAAAUAUAUGGAAUAAACCUAUAUGUCCAUAAACUUUCAAUCUUACUACUGUAUGAAGAAUAUGUGUGUGAUGAAAUAUUACUUAGCCACUAAAAAGAAUGAAAUCCUAAUGUUUGCAACAAAAUGAAUGGAACUAUAGAUAAUUAUGCUAAGUGGAAUAAGCCA